This is a messenger RNA of Penicillium maclennaniae, 576 nucleotides long. Its product is annotated as protein tyrosine phosphatase-like domain-containing protein. The coding region runs from base 1 to 576 and encodes 191 amino acids. The transcript has 3 exons. Gene Ontology annotation, cellular component: endoplasmic reticulum membrane. Gene Ontology annotation, biological process: very long-chain fatty acid biosynthetic process; fatty acid elongation; sphingolipid biosynthetic process. Gene Ontology annotation, molecular function: 3-hydroxyacyl-CoA dehydratase activity. NCBI's taxonomy places the organism in Eukaryota, Fungi, Ascomycota, Eurotiomycetes, Eurotiales, Aspergillaceae. The record is from RefSeq and is a predicted model, not a curated record.
AUGGUCUCAACCCAGAGCAAGCCCCAUUCAGCUGCCAGUCGAACUUAUUUACUUCUAUAUAACACUAUCGGUGCAGUGCUUUGGCUACACAUCUUAUCUAGCACAGCCGCGACAUUGAUCAGUUCUCCAAAUAUUUCAGCCGUGUACACAUCGCUCGAAGCAUGGACUCGAUGUGCCCAAAGCUUAGCUGUAGCUGAGAUACUGCAUGCCGCAACAGGAAUCAUCCGCGCCCCUGUAUUUACCACUUUUACGCAAGUGUUUGCCCGCUCCGUCCAGGUCUGGGCCAUCAAUUAUGCAUUUCCUGAUGUCACAGCGACCUCGUUGGCCUAUCCGGCUAUGCUUUUUGCCUGGGCAACAGCUGAUGCGAUCCGGUAUCUGUACUUUGUUAUCGUGUUGGCGGAAUAUCCCGUUCCACGGCCUUUGAAAUGGUUGAGAUACUCUCUUUUCAUAAUCUUGUACCCUGUUGGCAUCAGCAGCGAAUGGUGGUUGAUGUAUCAGGCGACCACAGUCACGGCAUACAAAGCUGUCGCUGCCAUCUUUUACUUCUUCCUAGGUCUUUACGUACCUGGUUGGUGA